This is a messenger RNA of Colletotrichum karsti, 1809 nucleotides long. RefSeq lists its product as uncharacterized. The record is from RefSeq and is a predicted model, not a curated record. NCBI's taxonomy places the organism in Eukaryota, Fungi, Ascomycota, Sordariomycetes, Glomerellales, Glomerellaceae. Gene Ontology annotation, molecular function: protein binding. Bases 1 to 1809 code for a protein of 602 amino acids. The transcript has 2 exons.
AUGUCGUCGUCCCCCGGCCCUCAGUCUGUCAAGAACCCUCUCGUCAUCACCAGUCUCCCCCCAGAGCUCGUUAUGCGCAUCAUAGACCUCACACACCCGUCCGACCACGUAAACCUAGCCUACACAUGCAAGAAAAUCGCCCAAUGCUCCAGUGCCGUCCUCCGGUGCCACCGCGAAGCCCACGAAAAACGGCAUACGGUCUCGGAUCUGCUCCCUGAUAGUAUCCUCAAUCUUCUACGGAGUAUCGUCUGGGGAGGCAAGGAUGCCAUCAGUGCAUGGCAUACUCGCUUCCUAGAGAUAUGGGGACCGCGUACAAAAUGGGAAGAAUGGGUGCCGUUUAUGCUCGAGCCGCCUGAGCGGUUCGACCAAGCUGCGUUCCCUUGCAAAUUUUCUUUUGAUGACGGGGAGGUGGAAGAUUACAUGCGUCUUCUCGAAGACGAGCUGCAUCUGACCCCCGAAGUCCGGUCAUCCUGCGAAGAAAGCCUGAGGAGCGGCCAAGAUGACGUUCUCAAAGUUCUCGUCAUUGCUCUCUGCCCUUACCUGGAGAGCCUGAAAUACAUCUGGACCAAGAAUGACGGCGAUGGAGACAGCAGCCUUCACCGACUUGCUGCAGCCAUCGCAGCUGGCAAAAAGGAAGGAUGCUGGCCGCCGGGCCUUUGGUCUCUGCGCGAAGUCGCCGUCGGCGUGAACUCUGGAACCUGGCUCGACGAAACUCCUGACGAGGUCCGAUACUUUCCAGAAACCCUAGCAGAACUUCUCAAGCUUCCCCGGAUUGAGUCGAUUUACUACCACGGCUUAUUCCUUGGGUAUGAUGGAUAUGAAGAUGAGUAUGAUAGCCGGCAGAUCAGGGAGCGGCGCAGAGGCAUGCCGCACCCAGACGAUCCAAUCUGCGACCUCACACCCGGCUGCUCCUCUGUGGAGCAUCUCGUCCUUCACCACUUCGGCGGGGUAGACAUGGAAAACUACCUUGAAGCUUUACUGGCUGCCCCUCGCGCCCUGAAGUCUCUCGCCCUUCGCGGGAAUGAUGGAUACGAUCCGUGGAGCAACAUCCAAGACGUCGUAACGAUCGUCCGCGAAAGACACAGCAGCUCGCUCGAGAGCCUGAUGAUGUACAACGCUAAUAUGCUACACGGCGGCUUUGGCUGCAUGCUGUACAGUCCCGAUUGUGUCGGUCUGCAAAACUUCACCAACCUGCGUCAUGCGUAUGUGGACCACAAUGAGCUCACUGAAGCGAGUUUGAGCGUACACGCCGAGGCUUUCACAAAUCCAGGGGCACAUAGUGAUGACGAAUGUGAGAAAUAUCUGGAGCAUGUCAUCUCGCACUUUCCCAAGUCGAUGGAAGUACUGCUACUGGCGGGCUGGCGCGUGCACGAGAACGCCAUCGCCACGGAGAGAUGCAUGAUCCGCCUCAUUGAAUCCAGGAGAUAUCCGAAACUGAAAGCAAUUCAUAUCCAAGACAACAGUACAUGGCGGCCGAGCGAGACGCUGCUCUUCCAGCGGCUCAUCGAGGUUGGCCAGCGGUAUAACAUCGACAUCGUGACGGCCAGCGCGGGGAACAGGCAAAGGAUCCAUCAGAUUGACUUCCAUGCUCCGCCCGACUACUACGAUCUUGCUUCGGGGCCUCACGCUCGGGACAGGGAUCACGGCGAAUGGGUUUUCAGUCCUUUUUCGGGCCGAUGGGAACCCAAAGGCUGUGGGAACUGCGGGAACUGCGAGGAAUGUUUUUAUGUCUACACCCGAGAAGCGUGGGAGACCCGGGGUGCGGUCGUUGAUCGGACUCCUCAGGAGGAGUCCGCCACCGCCAAAUGA